UUCCAGCGGUUAUUAGAAUUUUCUCUGAAUUUAGGAAAGAUUCCAGAGAGGCUAUUGUUGUAAACGAAACGGAAGAAGUAUCAUUCAUUUGUGCUGCGGAAGCUAACCCUGCCUCAGACCUAACGAUCAGAAGUCCUCAAGAUAAACAGAUCGCUAUGGUUGCCAAUACAAAUACUCUGAUUCAUACCUUACAGAAUACAUCAUGUUUAAAUGCUGGCGAAUAUACAUGCACUUGUAGGAACAACUACACGUAUGGCCACGUAUCAAGCUCAAAACUGGUUCUUAUUGUAAGAUGUCCUCCUAAACUGGCAUCUGAUAACGCUAAAGAUGGAAAGAUUGCAACUAUCUUGCACGCUGAUGUAACACUGCAAUUUACAGCUCGUAAUUAUCUGGAUGAACCAAAUAAAACAACGUUCAUGUGGUUCAAGGAAAAUGCCACAAUAGAAAAGGACGACAGUAAAUUUAUCAUAUCCUCACUAGGAUUACAGUCUAACUUGUCUAUAACAAACAUCACACAAACAGAUUUUGGGAAAUUUGUAGUUCGUGUCUCGAAUUCCGUCGGACAGUAUAUUCAUAUGUAUGAACUUGUUGAACAGGAUAAGCCUGAAGCGCCAAAGAAUUUCGCAUACAUUAGUGAUUCAAUCACGGACUCAUCAGUUGAUCUAAAAUGGAUGCCUGGGUCCAACGGAGGCUUACCACAAAGCUUUAUUUUGCUUUAUAAGAGAAUAACUGAACUGCAGCGACAAAACAUAUCCAUUAGAGAUGCUGGGACCAAAGAGAUGAAUUAUACCUUAUCUGGUUUGUUCAGUAUGACGGAGUACCAAGUGAAAAUGUUCGCAAGAAAUGAAAAAGGAGACUCUACUUACACCGAAAGCCUUCAAUUUACAACAAAAGAACCAGUUAGAAGACCAAUAGAAUGGCAUUCAAGUACGAUCGGUAUUGUAGCUGGAAGUGUGUCGUCGAGUGUUAUUAUAGUAACUAUUGCAGGUAUAGCUGUUGUUGUAUGGAUCUACAGGAAAAGACUGAAACAAAAGAAUAAACACAAUGUCAGGCAAACAACAGGGGCAGCCUAUGAAACUGAAUCUUCAUUUACUUAUGAUGACUUGGAUGUGAGUAAAAGGGAAGGGAAUACGUAUAGUCAGCUACCCGCUACUUAUGAACAACUUGACAAUGUAACAAAAGAAGGAAGCACUUAUACGGAAAUGGAAAAUACUGUAUUGAAACGAGAAGAGCCUGACUAUAUAAAUAUCAGAAUAUAAUCAAAAGAAUUAUGUUAUUUAGGUUAUAUUGUCGAGUGCUUAAUAUUAUGUAAUUAAGAUAAGAUGUGAGCUUUUAAUAUAGAAUGAUUAAGCUAAAUCAAACAAAAAUGACUUACUUACGUAAG
This is a messenger RNA of Mercenaria mercenaria, 1384 nucleotides long. Its product is annotated as nephrin-like. The record is from RefSeq and is a predicted model, not a curated record. Gene Ontology annotation, molecular function: protein binding. The transcript has 6 exons. The annotation marks the transcript as partial. NCBI's taxonomy places the organism in Eukaryota, Metazoa, Mollusca, Bivalvia, Venerida, Veneridae.